Molecule: messenger RNA, 898 nt
Organism: Gastrolobium bilobum
Lineage: Eukaryota; Viridiplantae; Streptophyta; Magnoliopsida; Fabales; Fabaceae
Exons: 1
Coding region: 304-789 (161 amino acids)
Source: RefSeq, a predicted model, not a curated record
AAGAAGAUUAUUAAUUUCAUAUACAUUUCAAGAUAAUGAUUUACUUUCUAGUGCAUCGCGAAUUUUUGCACUCUGCAGUCUGCACGCGUUAUAAACUGCGAAUCUCGAGGUUUAACCCCCCUUAUAAACUGCGCAUUCUUUUGUCACCACACUACUUCUUCAGAUCUACUUGAUUUCCGUUCCGUUCAAACAGUUUCUCACUAUCUCUCUCUUCCUCUUCUUCCUUGGUCACCGCCAUUUCAAUUCAAUUCAAUUCCCGAUCCAACAUUAUUCAAUCGAAACUCAGCUUCUUCAAUUCAAUCGAUGGCAAAUCCUGCAAUCGCAAUAUUCUCCGUUCUUCUUAUCUUCCUCCUUUCAUCGCUAGUCAACAUAACUGCCACCUCCGACUCGCCGGCUCCGGAUCCGGCGCCACGUUCACCCUCCGAAUCGCCUUCUCCGUCUCCUUCUCCUUCUCAUGUCGCUCCUGCUCCGAACACUUCCCCGGCCAGUUCACCUCAAGCUCCAACUCCGGCGCCUCAUCAUCCCGAUUCGCCUCCAGCUCCUUCGCCUGGGGCAUCUCCAUCUCCGGCGGAAGCAGAUAAUAGCGGAGUUAGCCGCCACACCGGUGUGGGCGUUGCAGACGGUAAAUCAUCCGGCGGAGGAAUGAGUUCCGGGAAGAAGGCAGGGAUAGCGGUGGGAGUGAUAGUGAGUGUUGGUGCGGUUGGAUUGGGAGUGUUGGUGUACAGAAAGCGCCGGCAGAACAUGGAACGAUCUCAGUACGGAUACGCAGCGAGGAGAGAACUUCUGUAGAAGCCUUUGAUAGAGUGUUACAUGUUUUGAUUUGUCAUCUCUUAGCUUCCGCCACAGGUUAUACUAUUCACUAUUCAGUGUUCACUAUACAAUUUUAGGUUUUUUUUCU